This is a messenger RNA of Mercurialis annua (annual mercury), 2353 nucleotides long. Its product is annotated as kinesin-like protein KIN-10B. The record is from RefSeq and is a predicted model, not a curated record. Gene Ontology annotation, biological process: microtubule-based movement; mitotic spindle organization. Lineage: Eukaryota; Viridiplantae; Streptophyta; Magnoliopsida; Malpighiales; Euphorbiaceae. The transcript is spliced from 12 exons. Gene Ontology annotation, molecular function: microtubule binding; ATP binding; microtubule motor activity. The coding region runs from base 156 to 2204 and encodes 682 amino acids.
AAAAAAAACAAAUAAGGAAAUAUGAGUUUCAAAUUUUAAAACCCCUAUCCCUCUUUCCCAACGGUCGACUACAUACAUUUCACAUCUUUUCUUCACCACUAUCUCUCUCUGCACAAUCAAAAUCAAAACCUUGUCUGUUAAUCUCUUUACUUCUAAUGGAAAUGGACAGCAGUUGCUUAAACACGCCGAGAUCUCUCAAAACUCACACGGAUGCCGAUCUCGUCUCGAAAGUAAGAGUAAUCGUGAGAGUCCGCCCCUUUCUCCCUCAAGAAAUAACCGCAUCAAACAACCAAAUUCCUGUAAUCACUAGCUCCGAGAUCAAAGACGGAGAAUCAGAAGUUACUGUAAUUCUUCAAGAUCCUCAUAGCAGCCGGAGAGAGUGCUAUCAGUUGGAUUCAUUUUUCGGUCAAGAGGAUAACAGUAUCACGAGGAUUUAUGAGAAGGAAGUUAAGGGUUUGAUUCCAGGUGUUUUUGAGGGUUAUAAUGCUACUGUGUUCGCUUAUGGAGCCACUGGUAGUGGAAAGACCUAUACUAUGCAGGGCACUGAUAAAUUGCCAGGAUUAAUGUCACUGGCCAUGUCCACUAUUCUAUCAAUGUGCCAAGGUGUAGGGAGCAAAGUGGAGAUUUCAUAUUAUGAAGUGUACAUGGACAGAUGCUAUGAUCUAUUAGAACUCAAAGCAAAAGAUAUUUCAAUUCUUGAUGAUAAAGAAGGUCAAACUCACCUCAAAGGAUUAUCUAAAGUCCCAGUUAAUUCUAUAUCUGAGUUUCAAGAGGUGUUUUCUGUUGGGACUCAGAGGCGAAAAGUUGCUCAUACUGGUCUUAAUGAUGCAUCAAGUAGAAGCCAUGGAGUGCUUGUGAUUGGUGUUUCAACUCCUUGCUCUGAUGGCUCUGGAGCUGUUUUAACCGGGAAACUUAACCUUAUAGACUUGGCAGGUCAUUUUUUCACCUACCUCAAAUUAAUCUUGGGUAAUGAAGAUAACAGAAGGACCUGCAAUGAAGGGAUACGCCUACAAGAAAGUGCCAAGAUUAACCAAUCAUUGUUUUCAUUAUCAAAUGUUAUAUAUGCACUGAAUAACAACAAGCCAAGAGUUCCAUAUCGAGAAAGCAAACUGACUCGCAUAUUACAGGAUUCUCUUGGAGGAAGCAGUCGUGCUUUGAUGAUUGCUUGUUUGAAUCCAGGAGAGUAUCAAGAAUCUGUUCAUACAGUCAGCUUGGCAGCUAGGUCACGCCACGUCUCAAAUUUUGUUACUUCAGCUAAAAAACCUGAGACUCCAAAGGUCAAAGUUGAUAUGGAGGAAAAACUGCGUGUCUGGCGAGAAUCCAAAGGCAAGAUAAUGAGUGCGCAAAAAAUGGGUCCACAUGGUUCUCCAUUUCCUACGAGUUCUAUCAAGAAACUUAAUUAUCAAAGCUCUGUAAAAGCAAAGGUCAAUAGCCAUCAGGGAAAUUCUAAUACAAAAGAGAGGACCAAAUCGGUGACUUUCAUAAAUCUUACUGAAGGUGUACAGAAUUCUUUGCUGCAGAGCAUGCAGUCUGUUGCUGAGGACAUUAGAGAAGAUUUUAGUGUUGAUUGCAUGGAAACUGUGGUGCAAUCAACCAUUGACUUUCCAGAGUCUUGUGAACUGGUCAAUUGUGCAGCUGAGCCGCUGGACAAAGGGCAUAAAAUGACAGCCAUAGAAGAAAACAACUCUAUGAUAGCAUCUCCUGUUAGCGAGAAAUUAAACAAAUUGGAAAGUCCUCUAAGGAAAGUUCUCACCCCCAUCAACUCAAACAUAAACCGGUUUACCCACGGAGAAGCAGUGUCCACAGAGAAAAAAUUUCCAGUUGGUUAUGAGCCAAAAACUCCAAUUACACCAUUUACUCUGACCCGUGCAAAUGAUCAGUUCGCAGCAGAAGGCACCCCACUGAACAAAUUUCAUGCAAUGAGUGCUACUCUGAAGAGCUCACUCGUGGAAGAGUAUAUUGGCCUCCUGAAUACAGCCAGCAGAGAGGAACUAGUCGAAAUCAAUGGGAUUGGAGCGAAAAUGGCAGAGUACAUUGUUGAACUUAGGGAGGACAGUCCCUUAAAAGCGUUAAGUGAUUUGGAGAAGCUUGGACUUUCAUCCAAGCAGGCUCAGAACAUGUUCAGCAAAGCUGCUAGAGGGAUAUUUGAUAGGCUAGAAGUGGUGCCUACUACUCCCAAGUUGGUCACAGACUUUGCAUGCUGAAUACAUGGAUACUUCAUCCGUGAAUCAGGCUACUGGUAAGCUUUGCUUUGGCUGUGCAUAAUCGUAGUAUAUAUGUGUACUUGCUAGUACAAUCUAAGAUUGCUUAUUAUUUUAAUUCAAUUUCAUCUAAGCUAGGAUCUUUACAUGUA